AUGAUGGACAAAACCGAUGAAGAAUGUUAUGGCCUGAGAAACAUAAUGGACCCUGUCAUCAAAACCAUACAAAAUCUGGCGGGAUUCAGUCGAUUCGUGGAUUUAGCGAUGCAAUGCGUGGAAGAAUCGGCAGCAGAUCGUCCAACCAUGGGAGAAGUAGUCAAGGCAAUCGAGACGAUUCUGCAGAACGAUGGCCUAAACACGAACUCAACUUCGGCAACCUCAUCCGCCACGGAUUUUGGAAUCCCAAAUGGUGGUGGAAAAAGCCUCUACGAUUCAAUGCCUAGGAAAGAUGUUAAUAAUGAAAGCGACCAUGCUUUCGACUACAGUGGUGGAUACACAUAUUCUGCAAAAGUGGAACCCAAGUAG
This is a messenger RNA of Oldenlandia corymbosa var. corymbosa, 369 nucleotides long. The record is from the annotation of a GenBank genome assembly. Lineage: Eukaryota; Viridiplantae; Streptophyta; Magnoliopsida; Gentianales; Rubiaceae.